AUGAGCAUCGCGAGCGACAAAAGCUCACUUGAGACAUCUGUUACCGUGGCCCCCAGCUCCGCCGCCAAAGUCCGACUACUCGAUCUCUUGUGGGGUGGAUGGCCUCCUGGAAGGCAGCCCAAUGCCUACCUCGCAUACUACGCACAGCAGUGCGACCUUUUCUUCGUCGAGCAGGGCGAAUUGUGCCCCAUUUCUGGAAAUGUCGACGGACAUGUCGCAACUCACCAGGAGCUCGUCGACGUUGCGAUGAAGCUUAUCGACGGAUCGCGAACGAAGGAUGACAUCGUCGCCGAGCUCCAAGCGCCAAAGAACUCGUCAGCCGCAGCCGGGUCCCCAGCAUAUACUGUUGUCGAAAAUGCGGUCAAUUGGGCAGCGAGAGCUCUCACAUGCACCGAGAUAGGGACGCUGGCUUGUGCAUUCUCGUCUCGCAGGCCCUUGGUCUGGAAAAGCGGCUCUUUACAAAGCUUCCUCGCCGACGUCUUCGUCGCUAAUCAGAUAGCGAGCGUGCAAGUCCGGCUUGAGAGGAACUUCAAUGCGCGCAAUUUGGAGCGCCUUGCAGGAGUCAAAAUCGAGUGGACCAACGACCUGUCGUCCCACCUAAGCCUGAGAGACGAUGACACGAAAGUAUUGGUCUUUCAUCACGCCAAGUUUCUAGACAACAUCAAACACGACAUAUUUCCACCCAAUCUUUGCGAGGAGACGUUGCGAACCCUUGCGCUGCUUUUGCCAGCAUCGGAUCGCGAUACGCAGCGAUGGUUCCAGAAGCAGAAGUCCGCUCAUAACCUCGACGGGGAAGCAAUUCGAUGCCGCAAGCUUCGCGCAGAUGAUCGCCAGAUCGAGGCCUUUUGCUUUUGGGGCGAGCGUCUAUCCAUUCUCAAGCAGGUUUUCGAUGAGGCCGAGCCGAAGACGCUCUCGCAGUGGUGGCACGACCGCCGGAAGGGCCCGCAGUGGUAUACGUUCUGGGUAGCAAUAGCCGUUCUUGCGCUGACUGUAUUCUUUGGCGUUGUCCAGUCGAUUGAGGGCGCCUUGCAGGUGUACAAGGCAUAUCACCCAUCAUAG
Molecule: messenger RNA, 1059 nt
Organism: Zymoseptoria tritici IPO323
Lineage: Eukaryota; Fungi; Ascomycota; Dothideomycetes; Mycosphaerellales; Mycosphaerellaceae
Exons: 2
Coding region: 1-1059 (352 amino acids)
Source: RefSeq, a predicted model, not a curated record